This is a messenger RNA of Leptosia nina, 1809 nucleotides long. The record is from the annotation of a GenBank genome assembly. Lineage: Eukaryota; Metazoa; Arthropoda; Insecta; Lepidoptera; Pieridae.
AUGCUGGACACUGUUUACGGCAGCAGCAAAGACAUCGGCGAUACGACGUUUUGUUUGGGAAACUAUAUACCGGAUUUUAUGAAGAUGCUGUUCACAAUGCGGUCCCAUCACAUGUUGACUGACGUCGUUUUAGAAGUCGGCAAUGAGUUGUUUCACGUCCACAAAGUUGUCCUCGCCGCUGGGAGCCCUUACUUCAAGGCCAUGUUCACGAGCGGCCUGAAGGAGAGCGAGAUGUCUCGAGUGCGGUUGCAGGGCGUGUGUCCGUCUGCCAUGGCGUGGCUGGUCUACUUCAUGUACACUGGGAAGGUCCGGAUCACAGAAGUCACGGUGUGCCAGUUGCUACCAGCCGCCACUAUGUUCCAGAUAUCAAAUGUCAUAGACGCCUGCUGCGCCUUCCUCGAGCGGCAAUUGGACCCCUCCAACGCGAUCGGCAUCGCCAACUUCGCGGAGCAACACGGCUGCGUGGAGCUGAAGCAGAAGGCCAACCAGUUCAUCGAGAGAAAUUUCAUACAGGUGUGUCAAGAGGAAGAAUUCCUUCAGCUAACCGCGCCUGAACUAAUAAGUCUGAUUCGAAAGGAUGAGUUGAACGUGCGAGAAGAGAGAGAGGUCUACAAUGCUGUAUUAAGUUGGGUGAAAUACGACGAAGACAGAAGGUAUCCCCGAAUGGAGCACAUUCUGCAAGCGGUCCGGUGCCAGUACCUCACCCCCAGUUUCCUCAAAGAGCAGAUGAGUACGUGCACCGUGUUGAAGAAAGUUCCGGCCUGCAGGGAGUACCUCGCAAAAAUAUUUCAAGAUCUGACACUACAUAAAAAGCCAGUGGUAAAGGAAAGACGACCAAACACACCCCGUAUAAUCUACGUGGCCGGCGGUUACUACAGACAUUCAAUAGAUGUCUUCGAAGCGUUUAAUCUUGACGAUAAUUGCUGGACCACUUUGCCUCGAUUGACUGUGCCCAGAUCUGGCCUUGGAGCCGUAUUCUUAAAGGGAUUCUUCUAUGCCGUCGGUGGACGAAAUACAUCGCCGGGUUCCUCCUACGAUAGUGACUGGGUGGAUGUGUACAACCCCGCAACGGAACGAUGGCGACCUUGCAGCCCAAUGUCGACGCCGCGGCAUAGGGUAGGCGUAGCUGUAAUGGACGGUCUACUUUAUGCAGUCGGGGGCUCUGCUGGAUCUGAAUAUCAUAAGUCUGUUGAAUGUUAUGACCCAGAAAAAGACACGUGGACGUACGUCGCGUCGAUGCGUAGCGCGCGGUUGGGCGUGGGCGUGGCCGUGGUAAAUCGGUUGUUGUAUGCGGUGGGCGGGUUUGACGGCGUUCGACGUGUCCACUCUGUAGAGUGCUAUCACCCGGAGAACAACUGCUGGACAGAAGUCGCGCCUAUGAAUGUGGCUAGAAGUGGAGCUGGUGUUGCAGCACUAAAUCAGUAUAUAUACGUAGUGGGCGGUUAUGAUGGGUCGCAGCAGCUGUCUGCUGUAGAGCGAUAUGACACGGAACGGGACGUAUGGGAGACGAUAGCACCAGUGCCCGUCGCUCGAUCGGCCCUCUCUUUGACUGUGCUGGACAAUAAACUUCAUGCUAUGGGCGGCUACGAUGGUUUCGCGUUCCUCGACAUUGUGGAAGUGUACGACCCGACAACGAACGCGUGGAAGAGCGGGACUCCGCUGACGUCUGCCCGAUCUGGCCAUGCAUCAGCUGUGUGCUACCAGCACCUAGCUCCAUUAGACAACGAGUUCACGCCGAGUGUUGUGAAGAAUUCCUUAAAUGAACAGGACCGACGUACUAAGUCACUCCGCGGACGGACAGUGCCAUAG